ACUUUAACCACCCGGUGCACGUGAGAGUGUCAAACUGUCAACAGCCACACGACAAGAGUUUUAGAAAGAUAAGAGUUCUGAUUUUGCAAAUCAUCAUUCUUUUCCGGGUGACCUGUAGUAAAACGCCGAUUGAAACUCAAAGAUUAAUUCCGAGAAAAGAAGUAUACUAUAUUCAAAGGAGCUUAACAAUGACUGCUUUAUUACGAGGUGUAUUUGUUGUUGGUGCUAAAAGAACACCUUUUGGAACAUUUGGUGGAACAUUGAAGGAUGUUACAGCGACACGCCUUGGUGUAGUCGCUAGUGUUGCUGCUCUUAAAAGUGCAAAAAUUAAACCAGAGAAAGUGAAUUCUGUUACUUUUGGAACAGUUAUUCAGGCUAGUUCUAGAGAUGGACCUUACAUAGCCCGUCAUAUUGCUUUACAUGCUGGAGUACCCCAAUCUGUUCCAUGCUUAACUGUAAAUAGACUUUGUGGCUCAGGUUUUCAAUCAAUAGUUACUGGCUGUCAGGAAAUAUGUUUGAGGGAAGCUGAAGUUGUCUUAGCUGGUGGUGCUGAAAAUAUGAGUCAAUCUCCGUAUGCUGUUAGAGAUAUAAGAUUUGGAACCAAAUUUGGAGUUGACUUGAAGCUUGAAGAUAUGCUUUGGAGCUCAGUUUAUGACACUUACGCUGAUAUGCCCAUGGCUAUAACAGCUGAAAACUUAGCAGAGAAGUACAAAAUAUCACGAGAAGAAUGUGAUAGCUUUGCCUUACAAUCUCAACUUAAAUGGAAAAACGCUCAUGAUAAUGGACGAUUUCAAGAAGAAAUGGCACCUGUUCCUGUUAAAGUCAAAGGUAAAGAAGUCAUGUUUGAAAUUGAUGAGCAUCCAAGACCUCAGUCUACUAUGGAAGGCUUAUCUAAAUUGAAACCUGUCUUUAAACCUGGAGGCACUGUUACUGCUGGAAAUGCAUCAGGAAUAUGCGAUGGAGCUGCUGCUGUUGUUUUAGCUAGUGAAGACUAUGUGAAAUCAAAUAAGCUGGCUCCCUUAGCUAGAAUUGUAGGAUAUAGUUAUGUUGGUGUGGAUCCAACAAUUAUGGGCAUUGGACCUGUAGAUGCUAUCAGAAAGCUUUGUGAUAAUACAGGAGUAAAGCUGAGCGAUGUUGAUUUAGUUGAUGUGAAUGAAGCUUUUGCCUCACAAUUUUUAGCUGUUCAGAAAGAAUUAAAUUUAGAUCCAACUAAAACAAAUGUUAAUGGCGGUGCUAUUGCUUUAGGACACCCUGUUGGAGCUUCUGGUGCAAGGAUUGUUGCUAACCUAACUUAUGAAUUACGGGCAAGAAAAGCCAGAUAUGCCGUUGGUUCUGCAUGCAUUGGUGGUGGUCAAGGUAUUGCUGUAAUGUUGGAAAACAUCAGCUAAUUUGUAUCUUCUUCUAUGUCCAUUCACAGAAGUGCCUACUCUUAUAAUUUACAUGUGGUAUUUUUGGUUAUUUUCAUUUGAUAGAUCUAUUAAUUUUCCAGAUGUGAUAUUUCAUAUUAACUUCAAGGAGCAAAAUAUAAGAUUUCUGCCAAAUCAAAAUAUGGUAUGCCAUAGCAUCAAUAAUUAAUUGGUUAAAUGAGAAAAAAUAAUAAUAACACAACCCUUAUAUUUUUGACUGGAAGUUUUGAUGAUUUGCAAUACAUUUUUUAUUAUCAGUAUACAUUUUUUUUUCUUUCGAAUGGCAAUUUUUCAUCUUUUCUGCAGCAAAACCUGUAUUUGUAACUAUUUUGUUUAAUAUUUGUAUACCUAAAUGUGCAAUUUUUAAGUAUUUUUUUACAAUUUCUAACAUUGUGCUCACAGUGUGGAGAAAAUAAAUAUUUGUAUUUUUAAA
This is a messenger RNA of Argiope bruennichi, 1839 nucleotides long. RefSeq names its product 3-ketoacyl-CoA thiolase, mitochondrial-like (gene yip2). Gene Ontology annotation, molecular function: acetyl-CoA C-acetyltransferase activity. The coding region runs from base 189 to 1388 and encodes 399 amino acids. The record is from RefSeq and is a predicted model, not a curated record. The transcript has 11 exons. Gene Ontology annotation, biological process: fatty acid beta-oxidation. Lineage: Eukaryota; Metazoa; Arthropoda; Arachnida; Araneae; Araneidae.